This is a messenger RNA of Ooceraea biroi (clonal raider ant), 2808 nucleotides long. It is a transcript of the gene Sec23, whose product is annotated as transport protein Sec23. The record is from RefSeq and is a predicted model, not a curated record. Gene Ontology annotation, biological process: intracellular protein transport; COPII-coated vesicle cargo loading; COPII-coated vesicle budding. Lineage: Eukaryota; Metazoa; Arthropoda; Insecta; Hymenoptera; Formicidae. Gene Ontology annotation, molecular function: zinc ion binding; GTPase activator activity. Gene Ontology annotation, cellular component: endoplasmic reticulum exit site; COPII vesicle coat.
CAACUCCAAGUGACGUGGCCCGGGUGACAACUCCUCGCACCUUGUACAUAGGGUUGUUACUUUUUAAGAGAAAUUUGUAUGAAUUUCUCAUUAACAAUAUCCUAAAGUGUGGUGUUGAUAAUGCGAUUGUAUUAUUGAACAGUGUCACUUACCAUUAUUUUCUUGUGCGAAAAUAAUUAGCAUCAUGACAACGUACGAAGAUUUCAUUCAACAAAACGAAGAUCGUGACGGUGUGCGUUUCACGUGGAAUGUUUGGCCGUCAUCACGUGUCGACGCCACCAGACUGGUUGUACCUUUGGGUACCUUGUAUCAACCUAUCAAAGAACGAACGGACUUGCCGCCGAUCCAAUAUGAUCCAGUUUUGUGUACACGGUCCACCUGCAGAGCUAUUUUAAAUCCGUUGUGUCAAGUAGACUAUCGCGCUAAGCUGUGGGUCUGCAACUUCUGCUUCCAACGAAAUCCAUUUCCACCACAAUAUGCUGCGAUCUCGGAACAGCAUCAACCAGCGGAACUCAUUCCAAUGUUCUCGACAAUUGAAUAUUCAAUAAUGCGUGCUCAAUGUUUACCACCGAUAUUCCUACUUGUUGUGGAUACCUGUUUGGACGAUGAGGAACUGGGAGCGCUGAAGGAUUCAUUGCAAAUGUCAUUAUCUCUGCUUCCGCCGAAUGCCCUCAUCGGCCUCAUCACAUUCGGGAGAAUGGUUCAGGUUCAUGAAUUAGGAUGCGACGGUUGUAGUAAAAGUUAUGUGUUCCGCGGCACGAAGGAUAUUCAACCAAAACAAAUUCAGGACAUGCUAGGUAUUGGCAGGCCGGUUCCUGGACAGAAUCCAAACCAACCAAGGGGACCUGGCGCGCAACCGUUGCCACCUGCUAAUCGCUUCCUACAACCAGUGCACAAGUGCGACAUGAGUUUGACGGAUCUUUUAGGAGAAUUGCAGCGCGAUCCAUGGCCUGUCGGGCCGGGAAAACGCCCGUUGCGGUCCACGGGGGUCGCAUUGGCGGUCGCUACAGGUCUGUUGGAGGCCAGUUACGCGAACACUGGUGCCAGGAUCAUGUUGUUCGUCGGUGGGCCGUCCUCUCAGGGACCCGGUCAAGUCGUGACUGACGAUCUGCGCCAGCCGAUCAGGUCGCACCACGACAUCCAGAAGGACAAUGCCAAGCACAUGAAGAAGGCAACCAAGCACUACGACGCGCUCGCAUCGCGCGCCGCAACGAACGGCCAUAUAAUAGACAUUUACUCUUGCGCCCUCGACCAAACCGGCUUACUGGAGAUGCGCCAGUGCUGCAACUCCACCGGCGGCCACAUGGUGAUGGGAGAUUCAUUCAACUCGUCCUUGUUCAAGCAAACGUUCCAACGCGUGUUCGCCAAGGACGCCAAGGGCGACCUGAAAAUGGCGUUCAACGCUACGUUGGAGGUGAAAACGUCUCGAGAGAUCAAGGUCUCGGGCGCGAUCGGGCCUUGCGUGUCACUGGGAGUGAAGGGAUCAAGCGUCGGGGAACAGGAGGUGGGUUUGGGUAAUACUUGCCAGUGGAAAUUCUGUUCACUGACACCGUCCACGACGACGGCGCUGUUCUUCGAGGUGGUGAACCAGCAUACCGCGCCUAUACCGCAAGGCGGAAGAGGCUGCAUACAGUUCAUCACUCAGUACCAGCACAGCAGCGGACAGAGGAGAAUCAGAGUCACCACUGUCGCGAGGAAUUGGGCAGACGUGUCAUCUUCCUUGCACCACGUGAGUGCGGGAUUUGACCAGGAAGCAGCGGCCGUCCUCAUGUCGCGCCUAGCUGUGUUUAAAGCGGAGAGCGAUGACAGCCCGGAUGUUUUACGAUGGGUCGAUCGCAUGCUGAUUAGACUGUGCCAGAAAUUCGGAGAGUACGCGAAGGACGAUCCAAAUAGCUUCAGGCUAGCGGAGAACUUCUCGUUGUAUCCACAAUUCAUGUAUCACUUGCGUAGAUCACAGUUCUUGCAGGUGUUUAAUAAUUCGCCCGACGAAACUAGCUUCUACAGACAUAUGCUUAUGCGCGAGGACUUGACGAAUUCUUUGAUCAUGGUCCAACCGAUCUUGUACAGUUAUGGAUUUAACGGCCCUCCGGAGCCUGUAUUGUUAGACACUUCAUCUAUCCAACCUGAAAGAAUCCUAUUGAUGGACACAUUCUUCCAGAUCCUCAUAUUCCACGGCGAGACCAUUGCGCAGUGGCGGCAACUGAAGUAUCAAGAUCUCUCGGAAUAUGAAAACUUCCGGCAACUGUUAGCUGCACCUGUCGAUGACGCAGCUGAGAUAUUAGGCGGCAGAUUCCCUGCGCCUCGGUACAUCGAUACGGAACAAGGUGGCUCUCAAGCUAGAUUCUUGCUAAGUAAAGUCAACCCAAGCCAGACUCACAAUAAUAUGUAUGCUUAUGGUGCGGGGAUGCCGAUACCUAAUGGGGAAAGUGGAGCACCUGUUCUGACGGAUGAUGUCAGUUUACAAGUAUUCAUGGAACAUUUGAAGAAAUUAGCUGUAUCAUCUACAGCUUAGAUUUUUAUAUAUAUAUAUUACCUACAAUUGAAAAUUAAUAAAUAUAUAUUAAUAUUAUAAGAUUUCUAAGAAUAUGUUAUAGUAAAUGUAUUCGUUUAUCAUAUAUGAACAAUUUAUAUCUAGAAACAAGGAAUUGGGAGGAAAGGAACAUACGAUUAUUACUGAUUAUAUACUUUCACACUCUAACGCUACGGAUCCAUUAAAUUCAAUUGUAAAUGCGAUGUGGAUAUCGAAUGUACAGGAAUGAAAAUUUUUUUAACUAUUAAAUUAAUGGUUUAUACUUGCGCGACACAAAA